CGCAUUGAUAAGACUGCUUGGAAAGGUGGCAUUCCCAGCCUACUAAUCUGCGCCUAACACAUGCUUCGAGGGGUUGGCUUAGCAGUUCUGGACCAUCUCCUACCCUCGUACGGUUUAGCGCCGGCAUGGAUGAGGCCUCAGAGUUUGGAAAAGGGCCCGAUGGUCCAUGCAUCAGUUUAAUGGUCUACCAGUCCGCCUCGUUGGCUUCGAGCCGGCAGGAAAGGAGGUAGUAGUAAAGAAUUUUCAGUCGAUGGAAGAAGAGCAGAAUUUUGGUCGGCUGGUAUAUCAUUGUCGAGGUACCGCUGGUGCUCUUGAUGGUCUCCCGUAUGGGCCGUGCCAGCAACCAUCAUGACAAACACGACCAUCACGUUCGACUUUCCGGGCACGGUGCAGCUAGUCGACACACGAGGCGUCUUCGACGUGAAGCAUGGCUCGGAGCACACCAAUAUCGUUCUUGUUCCGCAACCGAGCAGCGAUCCGAACGAUCCGCUAUCAUGGACGCGAAAGCGCAAGACAUUCAACAUCUCCUGGGUCAUGACCUGGUGCUUCUUCGCCGCUGCCAUCGUAUCGGGCCUCUCUCCCGCGUACCUGCAGAUCGAAGCAGACACCGGCAUUUCUGUAGCAGACCUUAGCACUGGCAAUGGCCUCAUGUUCCUCUUUCUCGGUUGGGGCACUCUGCUCACCCAGAACUUCGCCCUCAACUACGGAAGGCGUCCGACUCUCGUUUAUUCGAUGGCCGCGAUGACCUUUAUCAGUCUCUGGACUGCCUACGUCAAGUCUCGAGCCGAGUUCUUUGUUAAUCGCAUCAUCAUCGGCAUUGUCUCUUCGCCAAUGGAGACUCUCAUCGAAGUCAUAAUUGACGACCUGUAUUUCGUCCACCAACGAGGCUUCUACAUGGGUAUCUACAGUUGGAUGCUGUGGUGUGGUGCCUUCCUCUGCCCAGUCGCUACAGGAUUCAUCGCCGAAGACCUGGGUUGGCGUUGGAUCCAGUACAUCCUAUCCACUAUAGGUGGCGUAAUAACCAUUUUGACAUUUGUCUUCUUCGAAGAAACCAUGUUCUACAGGCCUAGUUCACAAGCCGAUGUUGGUGGCAUCCCCAAUCAGCAGCCGGGUCUCUUUGAUAGCGACAAGAGCGCAAUCGACACCGAGAGGUCCGAAGACCAAAAGCCUCAGCCUGUGGAAGGCGCAGCCAGUAUCAAUUCUGAAAUCGAGCCACGCACUUUACCGAACCGCGUCAAUGUAGCACCCGAAAAAGCUUUUUGGUCAAAAUUCAAGCUAUGGGGUUAUCAAGACGACAGAAAACCAAGACAGCUGAAGCAAUCUCUGUUGCCUUUUUACCUCCUUCGAUUUCCUUCCGUCAUUUUCGCGGGCAUUCUGGUUGGAGGUAUUCUCUCGUGGUACAACGUAGUUGGCGGCUCUCUGGCUCUCAUUCUCGGCAACCCACCAUACAGCUUUGGCUCCAACGUUAUCGGCCUCUUCUACCUUGCUUCGGUGAUUGGAGUAUCGAUGGGAUGUCUAAUAUCAAGCUGGGCGAGCGAUGCUUUGUCAGUGUGGAUGGCCCGCCGGCAUGGGGGAGUAAUGGAACCAGAGCAUCGUCUUUGGUUAUGCUUCCUGGCGAUCAUCGCCCAUCCUGUUGGCUGCAUUCUAUACGGCGUGGGGGCUUCAUACCAAAUCCACUGGGUCGGUAUUGCUUUCGGGCUGGCCUUGAUCUCUGUCACUCUCCCUCUGGGAACCAGCAUGGCGUUCACAUAUAUCCUUGACAGCUUCAAGGACCUCGCUGGCGAGGGCUUCGUGUCAGCUAUCCUUAUUCGUAACACGAUGGGCUUCGCUUUCAGCUAUGCUGUAGUGCCGAUGAUCAAUAGCAUUGGUCUUCGCGAUGCCUUCAUAGUCACAGCGGUUCUUGGGGUGACAUUCUGGGCACUGUGUCUGGUCAUGAUGUACUUAGGGAAACCGUUGCGACGCAUGGCAGCGCCUCAUUACUGGGACAUGGUAGAAAAGCAUAGCCUUUCAGGACACUGAGUCUUUACAUAAAAUUAACUACGUCUUACGGAGAGUUUAAUGCAAUAAUUCUCGCUCUUUCCACACGUGCAAAGGAGGUCUUUUAACCACACUGCGUUCGUGUUAUGAAAACCUACAUGCAGUUACACCUAAGCUUAAGUUUCUUCCCUACAUGUGCUGCCUGUCAGCGUCAAAUAACGCGCAGAUGAAUCCUUGAAGGCCACGGAGUACACCUGAAUUACCCGCGCACAUUUCUGUCUUUCACAGUUCUACCCUACAUCCGAGUAUUCUGACAGUCACGGCGACAAAAUAUCAGAGAUGAUCUCCACUUUCUAGUGCUACUCAAGAAGUAAGCCAAGGACAUAGUCUCGGUUCUCCCAUUUGGCGAGACACGAAUACGACUGCAAGCCCUUGCAUUUCGGACAGUAGUUCAGCCGAGAUGUGUGAGAGUGUCUAAGGUAGAUAGGCAAGAUUAAUUCAUUAUCAUG
Molecule: messenger RNA, 2486 nt
Organism: Colletotrichum acutatum
Lineage: Eukaryota; Fungi; Ascomycota; Sordariomycetes; Glomerellales; Glomerellaceae
Product: major facilitator superfamily domain-containing protein
Exons: 2
Coding region: 349-2019 (556 amino acids)
Biological process (GO): transmembrane transport
Cellular component (GO): plasma membrane
Molecular function (GO): transmembrane transporter activity
Source: RefSeq, a predicted model, not a curated record